Hyaena hyaena (striped hyena) is the source of this 1824-nucleotide messenger RNA. RefSeq names its product MAF bZIP transcription factor K (gene MAFK). The transcript has 3 exons. Gene Ontology annotation, molecular function: RNA polymerase II cis-regulatory region sequence-specific DNA binding; DNA-binding transcription factor activity, RNA polymerase II-specific. Gene Ontology annotation, cellular component: nucleus. Gene Ontology annotation, biological process: regulation of transcription by RNA polymerase II. NCBI's taxonomy places the organism in Eukaryota, Metazoa, Chordata, Mammalia, Carnivora, Hyaenidae. The coding region runs from base 233 to 703 and encodes 156 amino acids. The record is from RefSeq and is a predicted model, not a curated record.
GAGCCGGGCGGGCGGGCUGGCGGCGGGCGGCGGGCGGCGGGGGGGACUUGUUGUUCUUCGCGAAGUCGGAGCCCCAGCGCGCGGCGGAGGCGGCGGCCGAGAGGAAACGCGAGAGUGAGCGCGAGCGCGAGGAGAGCGCGUGCCCGCGAGGAGCCGCCGCGCGCCCGCGCCCCCCCGCGCGACGCCAGAUCCAGUUUCCAAGCCCUUCUGUUCGGGUGACCGUGCCCAGGUUAUGACGACUAAUCCCAAACCAAACAAGGCGUUAAAGGUCAAGAAGGAGGCGGGUGAGAACGCCCCGGUGCUCAGCGAUGACGAGCUGGUGUCCAUGUCAGUGCGGGAGCUGAACCAGCACCUGCGGGGCCUCACCAAGGAGGAGGUGGUCCGCCUGAAGCAGCGCCGGCGCACGCUCAAGAACCGCGGCUACGCUGCCAGCUGCCGCAUCAAGCGGGUGACGCAGAAGGAGGAGCUGGAGCGGCAGCGGGUGGAGCUACAGCAGGAGGUGGAGAAGCUGGCCCGGGAGAACAGCAGCAUGAAGCUGGAGCUCGACGCGCUGCGCUCCAAGUACGAGGCCCUGCAGACCUUCGCCCGCACCGUGGCGCGUGGGCCCGUCACCCCCACCAAGGUGGCCACCACCAGCGUCAUCACCAUCGUCAAGUCCGCUGACAUCUCCUCCACCUCCGUGCCCUUCUCGGCUGCCUCCUAGUGGCCAGCCGCGGGGGGGGGGGGGCGCCGGAGGGGGCGGACAGUGUCUGGGCGGGCGGGGGCGGUGGCUGGCACCUCCCUGGUGCCCAUCAGAGGGUCCAUGGGGAACGGACCCCUGGCACCCGAGUCGGAGCGCAGACCCCCGGCGGGGACGAGGCUGCGGGUGCCGGCUGCAGACGGGCUCUCAUGAGACCGUGUCACAUGCCUUCCCGCACGCACGCGCACAUGCACACGCACACGCAUGCACCUGGCCCCUCUCCGGGCCUGCCCGUGCUCUCCAGAUGGUUUCCAGGGGUGUGUGUCUCGUGCCAGGGGGAGUCAGGAUGUUUGGAGGGAAGGUCCUCAGAAGAUUCCGGGUCCUGUGGCCCAGGUGGCAGGGGCUCUGCCUUCCACCCCACCCAGGAGUGGCCGGCGGUGUUCUGGUGGCUGGUGCGGGACCCCCUUCCUGCCCUGACUGAGCUCUGGUGCCCCAGGAGGGACCGUUAGUCCCUGGUGAUGAGCAGCACUCUGACCCUGCUUCAGCCUCACCAGACGGCUGCGCCUGUGAGGCGUUUGGGGCUGGGGGGGGGGCCCGGGCCCGCAGCUGGAGGACUGUGCACAUGCGCCUGGGGGCCACCUGCCGUCACACCGUUGCGCCGGCAGCACAGAGCCUCGGAGGGCAGGUUGAUGUGAGCAGUCACUUUGGGGCCUCCGGGGUCCAUGUGCAGAGAGCUGCCCAAGGGCUGGGGUUGUCCCCCUCCGGGAGUGACCCUAGGGAGGUCCCACUGGGGAGCUGGCUGGGAGCCCUGCGCAGGGAGGCAGGGCAGGGUCUGGGGGCAGAAGCAGAGUGUUCCCUGCCUGUUCCCUGCCUCCCUGCCUCGGAAUGCCCCGCCCCGCCGCAGCAAGGACGGGUGGAGUCCGAGGUGAAGAGGGUGUGAUGGCUGAGGAGACAACUUGAGGCACCGGGCCAGGACCUGCCUUCUGAGGGCGCCUGGGCAGUCUGUCUGUGCAGAGGACAAGGGGACACAGCCACCUUGGUGCUUAUUCCUCGCCUGAAACUUUCACCUGCUCUUUCUUUCUGACACUUGGAGCCCCUGAUGACCUCGGUGACCUUUGCUGGGCUUCCGGCUUCCUCUUGGCCUG